Brachypodium distachyon (stiff brome) is the source of this 4481-nucleotide messenger RNA. Its product is annotated as pentatricopeptide repeat-containing protein At3g22470, mitochondrial. NCBI's taxonomy places the organism in Eukaryota, Viridiplantae, Streptophyta, Magnoliopsida, Poales, Poaceae. The record is from RefSeq and is a predicted model, not a curated record. Bases 68 to 2593 code for a protein of 841 amino acids. The transcript is spliced from 6 exons. Gene Ontology annotation, molecular function: protein binding.
ACCCACUGCCUCCGUUUCCCUCCUUCGUUCCCCUUUGUCUCCUCCGCCGCCGGCGCCGCCGCGCCCGAUGCGCCUCCUCGCCGCGGCGGCGAAUCCAUUCAGGCAUUUCCUCUUCUUCCCCUAUCAUCUCUCCACAGUCACCUUCACUUCCUCCCAUCCCUGCUCCUCGUACGACCCCUCCGCGCAAUUCCUCCCCUUCGACUCUCAGCACCACCGCCUCCUCGCCCUCCCCGCUUCCCUCCGCCGCGACACCGUCCUCGCGCUCGCGCGCUUGCUCAAGACCUCCCUGCAAUGCCACCUAGAUCUCGACACCCUCACCUCCCAAUCCCGCUCCCUGCUCCCCGACCGUUUCGCCGCCGCCUCCCGCCUUGCGGCGUCCUCGACGGCGCUCCGGCCGUUUUCUUCUCUCCUCCUAGCGGCCCUCCUUCCUGGCGCGUCCACGCACCUCCUCGCCUGGUGCAGCUCCGACCGCAGUAGCGGGAGCUACUCCGCCCUCCGCCUUGCGCUCCACGCUUUCCUCGCUGCCGGCAUGGCGUCCGAGGCCCUCGUCGUGCUUGCGCACAUACGCUGCGGCGGGAACACGCCCAGCCUUUCUGCAAUUGCAGCACUGCUGCGGCUGCUGUUCCGUGCGGGUGAGGUCCGGCCUGCAUGGAAGGUGUUUGUGGAAAUGACUGCAAGGGGGCCGCGACCAAGCCUGGCCAUCUUCAAUGCCAUGAUCCUCGGGUUCUGCCACAGGGGGCUCGUCCACAUUGGUUUGGGAUUGCUCGGUGUAAUGUGGAGGUUCAACGUUAUACCUGAUGCGUGCAGUUAUAACAUCUUGAUCAAGGGCUACUCUGUGUUUGGGCAGGCAGGGGAUGCUUUCCAGCUGCUUGAUGAAAUGCGUGAGUCAGGGUGCCAGCCAACAGUUGUGACGUAUAACAUAUUGGUGAAUGUACUGUGCCAUGACGGGAAUAUGGUGGAUGCAAGGAGGCUGUUUGAUGAGAUGGUGAAGGUGGGGAUAGAAGCAAAUACAAUUACUUUCAAUGUUCUAGUUGAUGGAUAUGCAAAGGCUGGACGGAUGGAUGAGGCCUAUGCGGCUUGCAGGGAGAUGAAGGCAAGGGGAUUGGUGCCUGACUGCUGCACCUUCAACAUUCUUUCUGCUGGAGCAUACAAGUUUGGAAAGGCUGUGCAGUUAGCGCAUGGGCAGCAAGAGUUGCAUGAAAUGUUUGGUUCACGGAUAUCAGCAGAUAGUGUGGAUAUGGUGGUCUGUAGGCUUUGUUGGGAUGGACGUUUAGAUGACGCCUGGAAGCUUGUGUGUAGUGCAAUUGAGCAGGGUGUUCCAGUGAGCGUUGCAGGAUUUAAUGCUUUGGUUGCUGCUUAUAGCAAGGAGGGAUUUGAUGAACAAGCUCUUGAGGUAUAUAGCGUUAUGAACAAGAUAGGUCUUGUACCAUCAUCACCCACUUUUAAUUACUUGAUAAUGGGACUGUGCAAUCAAGGAAGAUUGGAUGAUGCACAGCUGUUACUGGAACAUAUGAUUUGUAAGGGAUACUGUGUGGGUACAUCAUUUACCAUCUACAUGGACUCAUACUUCAGAUCUGGUAAUGUAGAAGGUGCCUUGAAAUGCUGGGAUGAUAUGGUGAAAGUCGGCGUGCAGCCUGAUUUUAUUGCCUUCUCGGCAUAUAUCAGUGGUCUUUGCAGAUUAGAUCAUGUUAAUGAGGCUUAUCAGGCAUUUGUUGAGAUGACAGGAAGAGGAUUUGUUCCGAACAAUAUUACUUACAACUCCCUCAUAUCUGCGUUUUGUAGGGUCGGCUAUGUCUCUGAAGCAUUGAAACUAGAAAAGAAGAUGAGGCAGAGUGGCCUUAUUCCUGAUGUUUUCACAAGCAACAUUCUGAUUGAUGGUUUUUGCAAAGAGGGAAGGCUGGACAUGAUGAAUAAACGUUUCUUGGACAUGUACAAUAGUGGUUUAACUCCAGAUGUAGUGACAUACAAUACAAUUAUCAAUGCAUAUUGUGGGGCUCAGGAUAUGAGCAGUGCCAUGAUUUUCAUGAAUAAGAUGCUUGCAGAUGGUUGUGAACCAGAUAUUUUCACAUAUAAUAUUUGGAUGCAUAGUCUUUGUAACAACCAUUUGUUGAAUCGAGCAGUGAAAAUGCUGGAUGAACUUGUUGCUAUGGGUUGCAUGCCAAAUUCAGUUACAUACAACACAUUGAUGGAUGGCAUUUGCAGUGAUGUCCUUGAUCGAGCUAUGAUUCUGACUGGCAAAUUGAUUAAGAUGGCUUUUCAACCCAACACUGUCACAGUUAAUGUUUUCUUUUCUCAUUUCUGCAAGCAAGGUUUUGGAAAGAGGGCCCUAGUGUGGGCUGAGAAGCUCAAAGAAGAUUCUGUUGCUUUUGAUGAUGCUACAAUGAAUAUACUUGACUGGGCAUACAAGGAGAUGGAGGAUGACUCCCAGGCAAGCAAUGCAGAUAUUGACAGGUGUUUGUUUCUUGAGUUCUUAAUGCUCAUGACAUACAAGGCUAUGCGCAAUAGUAGAUCCUCAAAGUUUACAUAUGUGCCUAUAGAGACAGUUUUUUAUCCUGCUGGCAGUAACACAAUCAAAGUUUUGGAUACUGGAUGAUUGUUGAAUUUCGUAACCACACAGGUUACUGGGAAACAUUUUGGGUCACUGGUCAUGUUGCAGGAAGUGCUCACUAUCCGUUGCUUUGGAUGAAACAUUUGAUACUAUGGCUACCGUUCACACUGGUACUCUUAAAACGAGAGCCGCAAAGCUUAAAUGCUAAUGAAAUGUUGAUGGCAAGGAGCAUGUUUAUGACAAGGCAUUAUCCAUUACAUGCCCUGCGGCCAAACAACAAGUGAAUUCGAAAAGUUGUAAAUGAAAAUUUUCAAUCUGGACCAGGAAUUCAUGCAAGUUGUCACCUGCAUAUCAAUUGAUUCAAGAUCUCGGUGCUGACACUCACACUGAUUUUUUUAUUAUAUAUGGAAGAAGAGCAAGCAAUCCAAGGCUUUUUAUGGGUUAUAGGGUUUGAGACGAGCAAUCAAGUAUGCUUUGUCAGACAGACUGAGGCUAAAGGGGGUUGCAUCUGGCUGGAUCUUCUGUCUUAAGCUUCUCCUUGCAUUUGGCGAUGUUCAGCACAGUUGUCAUCCCAUUGUGAAGUUCUAAGGUAAUUGUUGGGGGAGUGGGGUGGAUAGCAGGCUAGACAGCUCACCACUUCAGCACUUCGUAGCACUUCCCCUUCAGCACUUCGUAGCCAUCUGAAUUCCUCUGGUAGUUUAUCUACUGUUCACUCUGGCUUUACUUUCUUACUUUCCUCACUCACUUCUGGUGGGCCAAGUGUAUCUGUAGACCCACUUUUUUUAGUGACCGAAGAAGCGAAGAACCCUUCAUGGUGGAAUUCUUUUUCGUCGUUCGACCUGCCAUCCUCCUCCCUGGAGGCUGCGUUCCCCCUCCUGGUUCUGGUGGAUUGCAGCAGGCAGAGCAGGAGUGGUCGGGGUCUUCGUAUUCAUCACAGGUCUAGCAGGUGGAAGAAGCAUGGUGGGCGAACAGUGGCAGCAACAUCCACAAGUGCAUCAGGCAAUACGUGGAAGCGCUCCGAUGACUACGGAUCGACUAUGAGGUCUCACUCAGCAGCAGAGCAGCUUGUCUACCAGGGCGGCAGGGUUUGCACAGCAUACCCGUAUCCCUACAACUGUAGAACAGGACACCUGCCAUUGCUAUCCUGGCCUCCUCUAGCAGCAGUGGAGAUGCAUGCCAUCCUUGAUGGUGGCCAGCCAGCCACCACGGCGGAGAUCGGUACAGUGAACUAAAGGAUGCCAACACAAAAUACCAAUCAGGAGGACAAAAUGAUGGUUCUGCAGAGGCGAUGACGAACGAACGUCGUCCCCCCCUAACCUAAUGAUGCAAGUACCGGCAAAGCUCACAACCUUUGCAAAUCCAGCUGCAUGCCUUGCCUCCCUUCCUCGCUCUCCUAUACAGUAAACACCACGCAACAUCUGUACGUACAUGCUCGCCUGUGCUGUGUUCUGGGCCAUCGAUCUGAGAGAGAACUAGACCAGCAGCCAUCAUGCACUGCUGCUGCAUAACGGGGAUCACGAAAACAGGAAGUAAAAGGAGUGAAUGCAUGUGCCCGUUGUGAUUCCUUUCGUUGGUGUGAGAAAAGACAGGGCCGAGGGCUGAAUUGGUAAAGGUGUACGUUGUGUAUUAUGUUGGGCAUCAUGGCAUCCCCUGGCGUGUGCCGGCAGCUGCUCGAUCUGCUGUGUGGUGCGUGCCAUGGCGAUUGAUUGAUGGUCGUCGGAUAAUUAUUGGGGAUGUGGGGAAGGGUUUGAUGUAAUUUGGUAGUACUCCCUCUGUUUCUCAAUUCUUAUUGUGAUUUUACCGUUUUAGUACAAAUUUGAACUAAAAUCACGAUAAGAAUUUAGAAACGGAAGGAGCAGCUUUUUAGGGUGAAAUCUACAGGUAUGUUAUGAACAUAUAUAUCCAGGCGAAGGUGAACGUUGGGUGUAUUGCA